This is a messenger RNA of Candida dubliniensis CD36, 963 nucleotides long. RefSeq names its product thioredoxin-disulfide reductase (gene TRR1). The transcript has a single exon. Gene Ontology annotation, cellular component: cytoplasm. Gene Ontology annotation, biological process: removal of superoxide radicals. Lineage: Eukaryota; Fungi; Ascomycota; Pichiomycetes; Serinales; Debaryomycetaceae. The record is from RefSeq and is a predicted model, not a curated record. The coding region runs from base 1 to 963 and encodes 320 amino acids. Gene Ontology annotation, molecular function: thioredoxin-disulfide reductase (NADPH) activity.
AUGGUACACCACAAAGUCACUAUUAUUGGAUCCGGUCCAGCUGCCCACACUGCUGCUAUUUACUUGGCCAGAGCAGAAAUUAAACCAACUUUAUACGAAGGUAUGUUGGCUAAUGGUAUUGCAGCUGGUGGUCAAUUGACUACAACCACUGAUAUUGAAAAUUUCCCAGGGUUCCCAAAUGGUAUUGGAGGAUCUGAAUUGAUGGAAAAAAUGAAGGAACAAUCACAAAGAUUCGGUACCGAAAUUAUCACUGAGACCAUCUCCAAAGUUGAUUUCUCCAAGAGACCUUUCAAAUUAUGGACUGAAUGGAAUGAAGAUGCAGAACCAAUCACUACUGAUGCCGUUAUUAUUGCUACUGGUGCAUCUGCCAAGAGAAUGCAUUUACCUGGGGAAGAAACUUAUUGGCAACAAGGUAUUUCUGCCUGUGCUGUUUGUGAUGGUGCUGUUCCAAUUUUCAGAAACAACCCAUUGGCUGUAAUUGGUGGUGGUGAUUCUGCUUGUGAAGAGGCCAUUUUCUUGACCAAAUAUGCUUCUAAAGUGUUUUUAUUGGUCAGAAGAGACGUUUUGAGAGCAUCCACAAUUAUGCAAAAGAGAGUCACCAACAAUGACAAAAUUGAAGUAUUAUGGAACACUGAAGCUUUGGAAGCUAAAGGUGAUGGUAAAUUAUUGAAAUCAUUAAGAGUUGUCAACAACAAAACUAAAGAAGAAAAAGAUUUACAAGUCAAUGGUUUGUUCUAUGCCAUUGGUCACAUCCCAGCCACCAAGAUUUUUGCUGACCAACUCAAGACCGACGAAGCUGGUUACAUUCAAACCACCCCAGGAACUGCUUCUACUUCCAUUGAAGGUGUGUUUGCAGCUGGUGAUGUCCAAGAUAAAAUUUAUAGACAAGCCAUUACUUCUGCUGGUAGUGGAUGUAUGGCUGCUUUGGAAUGUGAAAAAUUCAUUUCCGAACAAGAAGCUUAG